AUAAUUUAGACUAGACAGAUCAAGGUGAAGUCAUAACAAGUAUCACGGGGUAAAAGCGAUUCAAGGUCAUAACACUAGUAUAGUCCAAUUUAAGACAGACAGAACUCGAUGAGUACAACUGGACGUUUUAUAUUUGGAAAUCGAACUAGCCACAUAAUAAAUAUUUUCAGUAAGGCGAAACAACUUCAUUUGUCCGUGGAAUAAAAGUAGUCAUCUUUGAUCACAAUAUAAACUUUUACCAAUACAAUUGUGUACUCUUAUUGUUAAACGAAUGAAAUAUGAGUAACUCAUCCCCAAUUUACUAAUAAAAUAUUUGCGCUUUUCGUUCAAAUGAAUAGGUUGUUUUCUACAAACCCAAUAGAUGCAAUGCAAAGAUGUUUUACACUUUUAGAAAAUAUUGGGCAAGGUGAUAUAUUGAGACCUGGAGAUAUUUAUUCUUUAAUAAUACGUGGAUUAGUAAUGGAAGAGAAAUAUAAAGCUGCAUUGACAUGUCUCAACGAAAUGAAAGAGCGAAUUGGAGAUAACAUUAUUUUCCGAUAUUUGGACCACGAAAUUUUGGAGAAAAUUUACAAGACGCUAAACUUAACCUCAAUUGAAUAUGAUAAGCACACUUCAGAUAAGAUCACGAUUGAAAACGACGCCUUAGACACGCCUACAUAUGAGGGUAAUGCAAUUGAUGGAAACGUAAGCGACGAAACAAAUGACUGUUAAACACUUAAUAUCCCCCAAAACAUUCAAUAACUUCAUUCCAUAUUUUAUAACAAAAUCAAACAAAUUUAGUUAUAUAUGUAUAAAACAUGAGAACCAGAAUUGUACACCUUAACACAAUAACCAGCUAUGUUACAAUGCUGCAGCUGCUUCCUUUUUCUGACGCUUCUUUUCAGCUUCCUCUUCUUUCUCCUUUUCGAUAGCCUGAACAUACUUUUGGAUAUCAGCAAGUUCGAGCAUCUAGAAGAUGAAAAAAGCAUGUAUCAUAACUUGAUAUGUAUAUGUUAACGCAAUGUACACUCAUCCAACCACAUAAUAAAAAACAACCUGCACAUUAUUGACGAAAGAACAAAUUGGUGUAGAUGUUUUGCAAUUUACAAGACUACUCAUUAUGAACACUUCAUUUAUUUAGUCAGCUGCCUGUAUAAAGCUGUCUAAAUACAUUAGGUUUAUUACAGAUAAGAUUGCAAAGAUAUUUAGUUGGAUUGAUAAUUAAUCCUUCAGAAUAAAAAUUAUAAAUUUCUGUUAACAAA
Molecule: messenger RNA, 1241 nt
Organism: Schistosoma haematobium
Lineage: Eukaryota; Metazoa; Platyhelminthes; Trematoda; Strigeidida; Schistosomatidae
Exons: 3
Coding region: 331-711 (126 amino acids)
Source: RefSeq, a predicted model, not a curated record